This is a messenger RNA of Podarcis raffonei (Aeolian wall lizard), 4269 nucleotides long. RefSeq names its product potassium voltage-gated channel subfamily D member 3 (gene KCND3). The coding region runs from base 362 to 2434 and encodes 690 amino acids. The transcript has 9 exons. Gene Ontology annotation, cellular component: voltage-gated potassium channel complex; neuronal cell body; membrane. Gene Ontology annotation, molecular function: A-type (transient outward) potassium channel activity; protein binding. Gene Ontology annotation, biological process: protein homooligomerization; potassium ion export across plasma membrane. Lineage: Eukaryota; Metazoa; Chordata; Lepidosauria; Squamata; Lacertidae. The record is from RefSeq and is a predicted model, not a curated record.
UCUCCUCUUAAGUCCUUACCUGAAUUUUGGACGGUGGAUGCUUUUGGGAACUGUGACCAAAAAGAGAGAAAUGAGAUGCUAAGGAACACUUCUCUCUUUCCCUCGGUGCUCUUUCCCUUUCUCUGCCGUUUUGUUCCCCCCUCUCUCUCCUUUUGCUUCCAAAGCACAGAUCAGCUCGUUCCGCUGAACUCCUACACACACACACACACACACACACACACACACACUGCUUAAGUAUAAUCUGAAUCUCCGAAUGAGAUGACGCACGCCGGGGAAAGCAGCUGAGCGCCUGUAUUCCAUAUGGAAUUGAACUGAAGUCAAGCAGUUUUUAGAAGAGCUGUCUUCUUCCAUCAGAUCCAUCAUGGCUGCGGGUGUAGCAGCAUGGCUGCCCUUUGCCAGAGCAGCUGCCAUAGGAUGGAUGCCAGUUGCCAACUGUCCGAUGCCACUGGCCCCAACGGAUAAAAACAAACGACAGGAUGAGCUCAUCAUUCUUAAUGUGAGUGGUAGGCGCUUCCAGACCUGGAGGACUACCUUGGAGAGGUACCCUGACACUCUGCUUGGCAGCACAGAAAAAGAGUUCUUCUUUAACGAAGACACAAAGGAAUACUUUUUCGACCGGGACCCUGAUGUCUUUAGGUGUAUCUUAAAUUUUUACAGGACUGGAAAACUGCACUACCCAAGGUAUGAAUGCAUCUCAGCCUAUGAUGAGGAGCUUGCCUUUUAUGGGAUCCUACCCGAUAUCAUUGGGGACUGCUGCUAUGAAGAGUACAAAGACAGGAAACGGGAAAAUGCUGAGCGGUUGAUGGAUGACAGUGACUCCGAAAAUAAGCAAGAGUCUAUGCCAGCUCUGAGCUUCCGGCAGACCAUGUGGCGAGCCUUCGAGAACCCCCAUACCAGCACCUUAGCCUUAGUCUUUUACUAUGUCACCGGCUUCUUUAUUGCUGUCUCUGUGAUCACCAAUGUGGUGGAGACUGUACCAUGUGGAACAAUCCCUGGCAAUAAGGAACUGCCAUGUGGAGAAAGGUACGAAAUGGCUUUUUUCUGCUUGGACACAGCUUGCGUUAUGAUUUUUACAGUUGAAUACCUUAUGCGACUCUUUGCGGCUCCCAGUCGCUACAGGUUCAUCAGGAGUGUAAUGAGCAUCAUCGAUGUGGUGGCCAUUAUGCCGUACUACAUUGGCUUGGUGAUGACAGACAACGAAGAUGUCAGUGGAGCCUUUGUGACUCUGAGGGUUUUCAGGGUGUUCCGGAUUUUCAAGUUCUCCCGUCAUUCCCAAGGCUUGCGAAUCCUGGGGUACACACUGAAGAGCUGUGCCUCAGAGCUUGGUUUUCUUCUAUUUUCUCUCACUAUGGCAAUCAUCAUCUUUGCUACUGUGAUGUUUUAUGCAGAGAAAGGAUCUUCAGCCAGCAAGUUCACCAGCAUCCCAGCUUCUUUUUGGUACACUAUUGUCACCAUGACAACUCUUGGUUAUGGAGACAUGGUGCCCAAAACGAUUGCUGGCAAGAUAUUUGGCUCCAUUUGCUCCCUGAGUGGGGUGCUUGUCAUUGCUCUCCCAGUCCCAGUUAUUGUUUCCAACUUCAGCCGGAUCUACCAUCAGAAUCAAAGAGCUGACAAGCGACGAGCACAAAAGAAAGCCCGGCUGGCCAGGAUCCGUGUGGCCAAGACUGGCAGCUCCAACGCCUACCUUCACAGUAAGCGCAAUGGCCUCCUUAAUGAAGCCCUGGAGUUGACGUCCUCUUGGUACUGCUCUUCUCCAUUUUUGGUUCAGCAACAUGGCUUGGGCCAGAACUGGGUGGAAGGAUUAGGGCCUCUUCUCACACUACAAUUUAACAAGGGAUCUAUGAAAGAUGAACACAACAUCAGCAAAGCCACUUCUAUAAUUGAAAGUCAGCAUCACCACCUACUGCACUGCUUGGAAAAAACAACUGGAUUGUCCUAUCUUGGGGAUGAUCCCCUGUUAUCUGUACGAACUUCCACCUUCAAGAACCAUGAGUUCAUUGACGAGCAGAUGUUUGAGCAGAACUGUCUGGAGAGCUCGAUGCAGAAUUACCCAUCCAGCCGCAGCCCCUCCCUUUCGAGCCACCAAGGCCUGAGCACCUCCUGCUGUUCCCGCCGCAGCAAGAAGACAACCCACCUCCCUAAUUCCAGUGUGCCAGCGACCCGGCUGCGGAGCAUGCAAGAGCUCAGCACCAUACACAUCCAGUGCAGUGAGCAGCCCUCACUUACAACAAGUCGAUCCAGCCUAAAUAUGAAAUCAGACGAUGGGCUGAGACCGAACUGCAAAGCCUCCCAAAUAACCACAGCAAUCAUCAGCAUCCCGACGCCUCCAGCACUGACCCCAGAAGGCGAAAGCAGGCCUGCCCCAUCCAGCCCCGGCCACUCAACGAACAUUACCGCUACGAGCAGCAACAUUGUCAAGGUGUCAGCUUUGUAAGGCUGUGUGGGUCAAAGGAGGCUGCUUGGAAGGCCGGCGUUUCUCUCCCUUUCCCCACCUCCAUGUUCCUCCUUUGCUGCAAAUUGUGCCUAGAUGAGUGGCUGGGUGGACAGCUAGACCAACCUGACCGGCAUCUAAGAAUUAACUGCGGGAGCCUGGCAAGGCAGCUUCCUUCAAACUCACGUUCAUGCUGCAGAGUGAGCUCAGAAGAACUGGGAAGCUAGAAGGGGCUGGCUAGAAGGAGCUCUCUUUUGUCUGUCAACAAGAAGAAGCAAUGUUCCCGGAUGUGGGGCAUAGAAGAGUUUCCAGAAAGUGGAAGAGACGUCCUGUCAUAGCUACGAGAAAGUCAAUAAAGAAGCAGAAUUAUAACACUGUGUAUCUCAGCACCUUUUCAAUGGUUUUUAAUGGAUAAUAUUUAUUCAUGAGGAUAUGACUGAAAAAGGUGAUUAGAAAAAAAAAACGGAUUUUGUGAUUAUUAUUAUUAUUAUUUCCUUCAUGCAGCAGGAUCUUUUAAUCAACCAAAAGUACACAUUUGCUUUCUUUUAUAGCUGAAGGUUUUAGGCAAAAAAAAAAAAAAAGCCACCUUGUCACGAGAAUUUGGUUUUCAUUCUUUUGUGAGUGCGUGUGUGGGUGAGAGCAAGCAAGAGGAUUCGUGAAACUUGGCACACUCCGACUACAAAAGAUCUGAGCACACUUUCCUGUUUCUGGGCUCAACCCUGCAAAGACGUACCAUCUGCAUGGUCCACGACAAGCUUUAAGUAGUGCCUGUAGAGCCAGGGGUUCUACUCACUGUGUACCCUUUUCUUGCAUGAGUGUGUCUUUGCAGGCUUCAGCCUUUAGUGCGCAGUAGCAAAAAUAGAGACCUGCAUGCAGUCACACACACACAAGCACCAAUAAAACUCUCAUUGUGGAUGGCAUUCUUUCUUAAGACAGGGUUUUGUUUUUUUCUGUAAUUGCCUUUUAAUUCAACACAAAUUGCAGUUGCAAACAGUGUAUUUGUCUGCUAAUUAUUGUAUGUGCUGGGGGGGGAGGGAAUAUUUGUUGGGGGAAAGACAGGCAUUUGUAGUCCACCACAAUUUUCUGCUUUUAAAAAAAUUAUUUUGUUACCACUGGCUUGUAAAGAGUGUGACUAGAAUAACCAGUUCUGUAUUUUUUAAAAAGUCUAAAGAAGUAAGCCUAGGGGGGAUUUUAUUUUUUAAUCUUGUACACACGAGUUUCAAAGAGGGCAAAAUCAGUCAAAGCAACUGCGCCAGAUGUUCAGAAAUACUCUGUAAUCUAUGCCCAUGCUUUCUUUCUUUUUUCUGUUUUAUAUGUGUUUAUUUAAUAGUAUUGGAAGUGUCUCCCAUUGUAUAUAGUAGCCAGAUAGUCAGUGGAAACUGUCCUUGGUAGGAUUACUUCAGGAGCCAACUGUUUUGCAUGGACUGAUAGUGUGUUUCAUUUUGUAAUACAGUCCUGUGGCUCUUAGUGACAGUCUCUGGGUUGCAUCAGUUUGAUGGAUAAAGCAAUUUAACAAUAUUUGACUUUCCCUUGUUAAAGCAUCAUUUCCUGCCAAAGAGGAGGAUCGCUUCUAGAUUGUUGGGAUCUACUUUAUAUUAGAGUACCAUUUCUAAGCAAUUUAUAAAACACUGUUAAUAGAUGGUUAAAUAUGUUUCAGAAAUAGUUCACCAAUUGUUAAAAUAUUGUUAUACUGUUUAGAAAGCGUAGGACUGUGAGUCAUAACCAGCUAUAAGGUUUUAUACCGAUGUUCUCAUAAUGUACCUCCCCUGGGUGCAAACCUGUGGGACUUCUAUCCAUGUCAACAAGGCUUACAAUAAUACAGAGCUCUGUGGAUUGUG